This is a messenger RNA of Cotesia congregata, 1731 nucleotides long. NCBI's taxonomy places the organism in Eukaryota, Metazoa, Arthropoda, Insecta, Hymenoptera, Braconidae. The record is from the annotation of a GenBank genome assembly.
CCUUCUUUUCAAAAAAGUUAAUCAAGAUUGCUUAUUGAACUCUCGAUAUCUUUAUUAAAUAUCUCCUAGAGAUUGCAUUAAUUUCUUAUCCAAAUCAUCAACCAUGAUAAGAUAAAUCAAAUAUUUCCACUUGUCCACUAUUAAGCUAUCUCUUUUCUCCUGAAUGCGUAGAAAUUCCCUUUCCAUCAUCCAACUAUUCACAAUUAAUCGUUGAUUCCAAGGCGAUUCGCAAGCUAAUCUACAUGGACCUUGGAUCGUCGAAUGAUAUGCAAUCUCCGAAAGAGGUGGCAGUCCGGCAAUAAGUGAAGUCAUCGGAUUACGUGACAGCAGUAAUCAUGGAGAGUCCGAUUGUGGAGGUCGAACAAGGCCAGUUAUCAGGCACCCGAGAAAAUAAUAUCAAUGGAGUUGAUUUCUACGCAUUCAAAGGGAUUCCAUUUGCAAAACCGCCAGUUGGUGAUCUCCGAUUCAAGGACCCAGAACCUGCCGAUCCCUGGAAGAGUAUCAGAGAUGCUUCCAAAUUCGGUGAUAAGUGCGCGCAAAAUGAUUUGUUCACCAAAGAAAUGACUGGAAGCGACGAUUGCUUGUACCUGAACAUCUACACGACGGAACUGAAACCUGCAGUUCCUAGAGCAGUUAUGGUUUGGAUCCAUGGCGGAGCAUUUUACUCAGGAUCUGGAAAUGACGAUAUCUACGGCCCAGAUUACAUUGUUGAGCAGAAUGUUGUUCUAGUGACGAUAAAUUAUCGGGUUGGAAUAAUAGGAUUCCUUAAUUUGGACGACGAAGAAGCUCCAGGAAACCAAGGAUUGAAGGACCAGGUGAUGGCUCUGAAGUGGGUGAAGCAGAACAUUGAAAAAUUUGGAGGAGAUUCCUCUAACGUCACCAUUUUUGGUGAAAGUGCUGGUAGCGCUUCUGUUCACUAUCUGACUCUUUCGCCACUGGCUCAAGGAUUGUUCCACAAGGCGAUUUUGCAGAGUGGAGUUGCUACCAACACCUGGGCGAGUGCUCUCUAUUCAGCUAAAGAAGCUGCCGUUGAAGUUUCAGCUGUUUUGGGCAACAGGAUCACUGAUACCAAAGAACUGAUCAAGUUCUUGCGGUCUGUUGAUGCGUUGCAGCUCAAGCUCCAUUUGUUCGAGAAUCCCUUCAUUCCUUCGGUAGAUUCAAAGUCCAAAACUCCUUUUUUGAACAUCCCAGUGAUCGAAGCGGCUAAAGCUGGGAUCAGGGUGCCGCAUAUCAUUGGGUACACCAGCCAUGAAGGAAUCGUAUUUGUUCCAACAGAGAGUUCUUACGCUGAAAUAGAAGCAAAUCCAGAAGAACUGCUGCUGCAUCGGACAAUUAAAAAAUUUUUGAAGGAAAGGAACAUCUGCGAAAGAUAUCAAGGAGUACUUCAUGGCGGGAAAGGAAUUCAAGUCGGAAAACGCUGAUAAGAUUGUCCAUUUGUUUACUGCAGUUCAUUUUCUGAUUAACAUACACCAUAUUCUGAAGCUUCAGCCUCUUAAAGAUGUGGAAACUUUUGUCUAUAAGUUUGAAUUCUAUUCGAAGGACUCUGCGGUUAUGCAGAGACUAUUUGGGACUGGAUUGGAAGGUACUUGUCAUGCUGAAGACCUAGUUUAUCUAUUCCGACCGAACCUAUUCAACGCAAUGGGAAUAGAACCUCCAGAGAAAUGUUCUACUGAAGGAGUCAUCAGGCAGAGAUUUGUCGAGUUAUGGACCAAUUUUGCGAAAACCGGGUAC